Anguilla rostrata (American eel) is the source of this 1857-nucleotide messenger RNA. Its product is annotated as NACHT, LRR and PYD domains-containing protein 3-like. The coding region runs from base 207 to 1574 and encodes 455 amino acids. Gene Ontology annotation, biological process: intracellular signal transduction. Lineage: Eukaryota; Metazoa; Chordata; Actinopteri; Anguilliformes; Anguillidae. The transcript has 7 exons. The record is from RefSeq and is a predicted model, not a curated record.
AAAAAUUUUGGUUGAUUCCAUUGAAUCCUUAAUGAAAAGUAUUUAGCAAGUUGGACAAUCAAUAUAUAGUUUACCACUGACAUUCAUGCAAUACAAUUGUUCAUCAUUAUCAAUGGUGCAAAAACAUUUGAGGUGGCUGUUUAGAACAUGUUUAGGGCCCAUUUCAGUUCUGGAUUGCUUACUGUCAACACCGCGGCGUGUUGUAUAUGCGUGUCUCUGUGUGUUCAGUGUGUUCUCAUUUUGUGUGUUUACAGCUGGGCUGGUUUGGGAUAGAACCCACGUGUGGUCUGAACUGGUCAGAUGUGUUCCAGUCUCCUGAGAUAGAGGGCGCUGUUUAUAAAAUGAGUCUCUCAGAGGAGCCAGACACCAAAGGAGGAACCGUCAGCACUGACAGAAAGAGGGUCCAGGUAGAAAGAGCAGGGUCACCUGUACCCAGCUGUCUGUCUAUGAAGAGUGAUGGUUCAAUGGAUCUUCCAUUCGCAUUCAGAGGAGAGGUCACAAGUGACCAAAGGGUCCAGGUAGAAAGAGCAGGGUCACCUGUACCCAGCUGUCUGUCUAUGAAGAGUGAUGGUUCAAUGGAUCUUCCAUUCACAUUCGGAGGAGAGGUCACAAGUGACCAAAGGGUCCAGGUAGAAAGAGCGGGGUCACCUGUACCCGGCUGUCUGUCUAUGAAGAGUGAUGGUUCAAUGGAUCUUCCAUUCGCAUUCAGAGGAGAGGUCACAAGUGACCAAAGGAUACUGCAGUUUCUCCAGUCCUGCUUUUUAGAAGAGACGAGUUCAGAGAAAUUAUCUUUCACAAGACAGUCUCUCCUGCGCACUUUGAUGAAGCUGAAGAAGGAUGAGAAGUUGAAACAGUUUCAGAACCAUCUGAGUCAGGAUUGCCCAGAAUGCUUUAAGAGUCUGUCUGAAGAUCCUUCUGUACUGGUUAAGUUUAUGAAGAUGAAGGAAUUGUUCAAAAGUCAUCGAAUUGAAGGUUACCCAGAAUGCACUGAGAGAGAGCAGAAGGAUCCUGAGGCCCUGUACAUAGUUGAGAAGUUGCUGGAGACCUGUGGCAGUGAGAGGUCUCUGAAGAUCACACUCCACAUCCUGAGGAACAUGAAGCAGAAGGAUCUCACUGACUCACUGGAGAGAGAUGAGCAGCGCAAUGGAUCCAUAAAAAUAGCCCAAAAUUCACUUAAAGCUCAUCUAAAGAGGAAAUUUGAAUGCAUAUUUGAAGGUUUAGCAAAGCAGAGCAACCCAACCCUCCUCAAUGAGAUCUAUACAGAGCUCUACAUGACAAAAGGAGGAAGUGGGGGGGUCAAUAAUGAACACGAGGUCAGACAGAUUGAGACAGCAUCCAAGAGACAAACCACACAGGAGACUGCAAUCCUCUGCAAUGACAUCUUUAAGCCUUUACCUGGACAAGAGGAACCCAUCAGAACUGUGCUUACAAAGGGCAUCGCUGGCAUUGGGAAAACUGUCUCUGUGCAGAAGUUCAUUCUGGACUGGGCAGAAGGAAAAGCCAAUCAGGACAUAGAUUUCAUCUUCACUCUUCCUUUCCGAGAUCUGAAUUUGAAGAGAAAGAGCAUCGUCUGAUGCAACUUCUGCAGCACUACUUUCCACAACUGAAAGAGAGCCAAAGUGUUGAAGGUGAUGAGGUCAAAGUGGUGUUUAUCUUUGAUGGUCUGGAUGAGUGUCGACUUCCUCUAGAUUUCCAAGGUAAUGAGAUCUGCUGUGAUAUAACCGAAUCAUCAUCAGUGGAUGUGCUGCUGACCAACCUCAUUAAGGGGAAUCUGCUUCCCUCUGCUCUCCUCUGGAUCACCUCCCGACCAGCAGCAGCCAAUCAGAUCCCUCCUGAGUGUGUCCACCGAGUGACAGA